CGCUAACCGCGGCGGGUAAAAUGAAAGCUGUUAGCAACCAACCGACAGCCCUUAGCAACCGGUUAGCUUUGUUAAACACGCGGUUAAACUGAUGAAUAAAGUUACGGUUUAUCUUCAGACGGAGACUUCAGUUGUAUGUUCGUCUCAAGUUAUUUUGCGGACAUAUUUUUUUUAUUCUUUCAACUUUAAGUUUUGAGUUAGUGCACUGACAGGUGGAGUGUAGAGCUAGCAUGUAAACAAAGCACAGACUUUGAAUGAACGACACUCACCUGUAGGAUUUGCACUGUUCACAGUCUUCAAACAGAAACCGUCAUUCUGAUUGUUGUUCUUCAUUGUGAUAGCAGGAUUUGAACAUGAGCUCUGUCAUGGAUGAUCCGACCCUUGAGAGGCAUUUUAAGGGUCACAAAGAUGCCAUCACAAGCUUGGACUUCAACUCUAACAUGAAGCAAAUAGCCAGCGGCUCCAUGGACGCGUGUGUCAUGAUCUGGAACAUGAAGCCUCAGAUGAGGGCCUACAGGUUUGUGGGACACAAGGACGUGGUGACGUGUGUCCAGUUCUCACCCUCUGGUCAUCUGGUGGCCUCCGCAUCCAGAGACAAGACAGUCCGGCUCUGGGUGCCCAGUGUGAAAGGGGAAUCAACAGUGUUUCGAGCGCAUACGGGAACAGUGCGCAGUGUGAGCUUCUCCAGUGAUGGACAGACACUCCUCACCUCCUCUGAUGACAAAAGCAUCAAAGUCUGGACCGUUCAUCGACAGAAAUUCCUCUUCUCCCUCAACCAGCACAUCAACUGGGUGCGCUGUGCCAAGUUUUCACCGGAUGGCCGUCUGAUCGUCUCUGCCAGCGAUGAUAAAACUGUGAAGCUGUGGGACAAGAACAGCAGAGAGUGCAUUCAUUCAUUCUGUGAGCACGGCGGAUAUGUGAAUUACGCUGACUUUCACCCGAGCGGCACUUGUAUCGCAGCUGCCAGCACAGAUAACACAGUGAAGGUGUGGGACAUUCGCACACACAAACUCCUGCAGCACUACCAAGUUCAUAGUGCGAUGGUGAACAGCCUGUCCUUCCAUCCAUCUGGAAACUACCUUAUCACAGCCUCCAGUGACUCCACGCUGAAGAUCUUGGACCUGCUGGAGGGCCGACUGUUGUACACGCUCCAUGGCCAUCAGGGUCCUGCCAGCUGUGUGGCGUUCUCAAGGACUGGAGACUUCUUCGCCUCGGGUGGUUCAGACGAACAGGUGAUGGUGUGGAGGACUAACUUUGACAGUGUGGAUUACAGUGAAGUGCUGGAGCAGAAAGGUACUCGAGAUGAGAAAACUUCAGUUCGCAGCCGGCCAUCAGCUCAGGAGUCUGAAGCCGCUGGUCUGUCUGAUGGCCGUACCUCACAGAAGAGUGGCAGCACAGCUCCGGUCAGACCCGCCAGUGUGGACGGCCCGCCUAACGCCCAGCAGGACAGCAUUCCCGCUGCACUGACCAGCACCCUUCAGCACAUUGUAGGACAGUUAGAUGUGCUCACACAGACGGUGGCCAUUUUGGAGCAGCGAUUGACUCUGACAGAGGACAAACUGAAGGAGUGUAUAGAGAUGCAACGUCAGUCCAUAGCUGAAAGCUGAACCAACCAUCUUCUGGAGCUACAGCUACCUCACUGUCACCAGUUUACAGCUCACAAACCAUCUUCAAAACUUGUCCAAACGUGUGUUAAAUAUCCGCAGUGAUAAGAAUGAAUAAAAUGAGAGAGAGUCUUUACUAUUUGGUGGCAGAUGCUCAUGCAGAUUUUUGCAGUAACAGCAGUGUGAGGAUGGAGGAUUGUGCUGAGUGUGGACGUGCUGCAGGCCGUAGCAUCAGCUCUACCCAUAAUCCAUCCUAAAACCACAAACUGAAACUCAUCCUUGGCUGAAAUCUGAUAAGAGAAAUCAAAACAUGAAGCCUCAUUUCUGUACUUUUUUGAUAGGCAGUUUGUGUUUGCCCUGUUUUAAAUUUCCAAGUUGUCAUUUUCUUAUUCACGUUUGCUGUCAUCUUCUGAGUAGCUAACUACUUCUUAUUUCAAAUGAAGCUUUUGUUUUGUAAGCCUUAGUUUUGAUGUUUCACUUUUUGUCCAUGCCAGUAAAAUGUGUUUGUUUAC
This is a messenger RNA of Labeo rohita (rohu), 2116 nucleotides long. It is a transcript of the gene poc1a, whose product is annotated as POC1 centriolar protein A. The coding region runs from base 354 to 1607 and encodes 417 amino acids. Gene Ontology annotation, biological process: cilium assembly. Gene Ontology annotation, molecular function: protein binding. The transcript has 11 exons. Gene Ontology annotation, cellular component: centriole; ciliary basal body. Lineage: Eukaryota; Metazoa; Chordata; Actinopteri; Cypriniformes; Cyprinidae. The record is from RefSeq and is a predicted model, not a curated record.